Messenger RNA from Octodon degus (degu), 771 nucleotides. Its product is annotated as neutrophil gelatinase-associated lipocalin-like. Gene Ontology annotation, molecular function: small molecule binding. The transcript is spliced from 6 exons. Bases 1 to 771 code for a protein of 256 amino acids. Lineage: Eukaryota; Metazoa; Chordata; Mammalia; Rodentia; Octodontidae. The record is from RefSeq and is a predicted model, not a curated record.
AUGGCCCUGGCUCUCCUGUGGCUGGGCUUCACCCUGUUGUGGGCCCUGCAGACUCAUGCUAAGUAUUCCCCUCUGUAUCAGAACCUGAGUCAAUCUCUGGGCCCAUCUCUGAGCAUAAACUCUCUGCAGCCAGACUUCAAGGCUGACAAGGGGAAAUGGUAUGCCAUAGGUGUGGCUGUAAACGAUAUCCAUUAUCGAAAAGAAAGCCGAAUAAACAUGUACAGCAACUUCUUUUACCUGAAAAAGAAAGACAGCUGCGUUCUCUCCACCUUAAUCCUGAUGGAAGGCGUCUGUGAAAUCUGGUUUGAAGAUCUAUCCUCCUCUGGCCGUCCUGGAGAGUUCACUCUGAGAAACAUUAAUGAUAUCAGUGAGAUAGAGAAUUAUACUCUGCGAGUGGUAUCCACUGACUACAAGCAUUUUGCUUUGGUGUUUCUGAAGGUGACUGUCCCAAACAGCGAGCACAUCAUUGUCACCCUCUACGGGAGGACCAAGAAGCUGGGACGUAAACUGAAGAGGAAGUUUAUCAAAUUUUCCAAGUCUGUGGGCCUCACCAAAAAGAACAUCAUCUUUACAAACCCCAUAGCUUGUCAGUGUCUCCAGUACCUGUCCAUCCUGUUCUUCCUGUCACUACUCUGCUCAGUGGUGUCUGGCAGCCCCACCAGCCAUAAUGCCCAUGAGAGCGAUGAGAGACCCUUCCUCCAGCACAGUGCUGCCCACACAGCUGAAGCAAAAUGCACCUUGCUGAUGGAGCCUCCAUUAUCUGCUAAAUAA